Molecule: messenger RNA, 1148 nt
Organism: Agrilus planipennis (emerald ash borer)
Lineage: Eukaryota; Metazoa; Arthropoda; Insecta; Coleoptera; Buprestidae
Product: endocuticle structural glycoprotein SgAbd-4
Exons: 3
Coding region: 262-678 (138 amino acids)
Cellular component (GO): chitin-based extracellular matrix
Molecular function (GO): structural constituent of chitin-based larval cuticle
Source: RefSeq, a predicted model, not a curated record
AACAAAUAAUGAUGCCAUUUCAAAGUUUCAAGUGUUGUAACAAAACACAUCUUGUAUCGGUCGAGUGUAGGGGGAGCAAUUACAUACACUAGGUAUAUAUAAGUACCUACAAUAACGCACCAUCCAACAGAAUUAAUACCAGUAAGUAAAUCUUACCAAACCAUCAUUUCAUCUUAAUGUGCCUACUUAAACAUUAUAGCCAGUAAUAGUGAUCAAAUUCAGUGUGAUAUUUCUGUAGUUAUUGUAUUUACCACAUUUGUCAUGGACUGGCUGCUGGUUAUUUGUAUAUGUCUUGGAUCUGUCUUCUAUUCAACAAGCGGAGCGCCUCAAGCGACGCAAGAGCCUAUAAAAAUAAUAAGCUACAACAACGACGUUAAUCCCGAUGGGGGAUACCAUUGGAGUUAUGAAACUGCUAACGGCAUAAAGGCCGAGGAAACGGGGACUUUGAAGAAAGCCACAAAACCAGACAACGAAGAUGCCAUAGUUGCCCAGGGGUCAUAUUCCUAUACUGACUUGGAAGGCAAUCAAAUUUCGUUAACUUAUGUCGCCGACGACGAGGGAGGUUUUCAACCUCAAGGGGCUCAUCUGCCAACACCACCGCCGAUUCCUCCCGCAAUUCAGAAAGCUUUGGAUUGGAUACUUUCCCAGCCUUCCACCACAGAAAGGGCUGGCAGAUAAUUAUAAUAUAAUAAGAGAACAAAACAAGGCCAUUAAUAAUAAAAAUGAUUAAGCUGUCGUAAACACAAAAAUGACAUCCAAAAUUGUGUUCGCUCAAUUUGUAUAUUGCUUAAUUAAUAGUAGUUACACGUAAAAUAUUAUUUAAUAAAUUUUUAGUAUAAGGCAUUGAUACUUCGAUAGAAUGAUUGUAAGGAAAAUAUUAGCGAAUCUCACUAGGGUAAAUUUUGUUAACGAUACGUAAUCCUGUAUCCUGAACGAUAAAAUAUUCCCAUAAACAUCUAGAGAGACUUUAAGAUAAGUAAGAGUUAUAUAAGGGCAAAGUCUAUAAGAAGGAAUAUUUAUCUUUACCUGUUGAUGAUUACAAACCGCUGUGACACGGACAACGACUCUUCAAAUACAAUACAAAAAUGAUAAUCUAUUUUUUUUGUAUUUACAACACAAGUAUUUAAUUUACCUAUUGUAUAUGUAUU